AGCCUAGGCGGCCGGCCCCCGCCCCCAGCCCCUAAUUGGCUCAUUUGCCGCUGUGUAAACAAGGGCGCAGCCCCUCCCCCUGUUUAGUGCACUGCCUUUAGGAAAACGAGUGCUCCCUUCUGCCGGCGGCACUCGUUAUCUGAAUCUUAAUGAGGUCAUUAGCAUCCCAUGCCUCUGACGGGGAGGGACGUGGUCGGCACACACCUCGUUUGGACCUGUCCGCAGUCCCUGGACCCCCGCAUCCACUGCGCCUUGCGCAGGGCCGCGGGCCAAGGCUGUGGUCGCCAGUGCCAGCGACCCAGCCGGGAGCUGCCGCCUCCCCGACAUAGGGGGGCGGCAGUCCAGAGAACGGCAGGAGCAGCUGAUGGGAUAUCGGAAGAGAGGGCCAAAGCCCAAACCUCUGGUGGUGCAGGUACCUACCUUCGCCCGUCGCUCCAAUGUGCUGACCGGACUGCAGGACUCCUCUGCGGACAACCGAGCCAAGCUGGAGCUGGGAGCUCAGGGGAAGGGCCAGGGGCAUCAGUACGAGCUUAACAGCAAGAAGCACCACCAGUACCAGCCACACAGCAAGGAGCGGGCAGGCAAGCCCCCACCUCCCGGCAAGAGCGGCAAAUACUACUACCAGCUGAACAGCAAGAAGCAUCACCCCUACCAGCCCGACCCCAAGAUGUACGACCUGCAGUACCAGGGAGGCCACAAGGAGGCGCCCAGCCCCACCUGCCCGGACCUGGGCGCCAAGAGCCACCCUCCCGACAAGUGGGCCCACAGCGCAGGAGCCAAGGGCUAUCUGGGAGCCGUGAAGCCACUGGCCGGUGCGGCCGGCACUCCAGGCAAGGGGUCCGAGAAGGGUCCCCCCAACGGGAUGACGCCGGCCCCCAAGGAGGCGGUGACGGGCAACGGGAUUGGGGGCAAGAUGAAGAUAGUCAAGAACAAGAACAAGAACGGCCGCAUCGUGAUCGUGAUGAGCAAAUACAUGGAGAAUGGUAUGCAGGCCGUGAAGAUCAAGUCCGGGGAGGCGGCAGAGGGCGAGGCCCGCUCCCCCAGCCACAAGAAGCGCGCCACGGAGGAGCGCCAUACCCCGGCUGACAGGACUUUCAAAAAGGCACCAGGAGCCGAGGAGAAGAAGGCAGAUGCGCCCUCCAAGAGGAGGGAGGAGGAGGCCCCCGGGGCCGGUGACCCACAGCCCCAGGACGCCAGCUCCCGCAAGCUCUCCCCGACCAAGGAGGCCUUCGGAGAGCAACCCUUGCAACUCACAACCAAGCCUGACCUGCUGGCCUGGGACCCGGCCCGGAGCGCGCACCCGCCCUCCCACCACCACCACCACCACCACCACCAUCACCACCACCACCACGCGGUCGGCCUAAAUCUGUCCCACGCGCGCAAGCGCUGCCUCUCCGAGACCCACGGCGAGCGGGAGCCCUGCAAGAAGCGCUUGACCGCGCGGAGCAUCAGCACCCCCACCUGCCUGGGCGGUAGCCCGGCAGCCGAGCGCCCUGCAGAUGUACCCCCCACCGCCACCACCGCCCUCCCGCAGCCGGAGGUCAUCCUGCUGGACUCGGAUCUGGACGAGCCCAUAGACUUGCGCUGCGUCAAGACACGCGGCGAGGCUGGGGAGCCGCCCAGCGCCCUUCAAGUGAAGCCCGAGGCGCCUGCUGCUGCUGCGGCGGCGGCGGCGGCGGCAGCUGCGCCAGCGACAGCGGCCGAGAAGCCUCCGGCCGAGGCCCAGGACGAGCCCGAGGAGCCGCUGAGCGAGUUCAAGCCCUUCUUUGGGAAUAUAAUUAUCACCGACGUCACCGCGAACUGCCUCACCGUCACGUUCAAGGAGUACGUGAUGGUGUAGCCGGAGGCCUCGGAAGGGGAAGGGCCGUCCUGCGGAGGCUUAACACCUGGGGCCAGGGCGUGGACCUCUCUUCCUGCCGACCACGGGAGAUCCCGGCCGGCCCCCAGCCCCAGGACGCUGGAAUCGCCGAGCGCGUCCUUCCGCGUCCCGCUGUCCGGUCCUGGCUGGGGCGCCCGGCCAGCCCCUGCCCCGCACGGGCCCCUUCCGCGCGGUGCCUGCGUAUCCCGCCCCCCAUCUGCCCCAUCCUCGCGUGGGACCUCCGGGACUGACAGGGCAGCCACGCGCGGCGGUCUCAGAGUUAUAGUAUUAUAUUUUACCCGUGCUAACUUGUCAAGUGCAGACUUUACUCCCGUUUGUACGUGGUGUUAUUAUUGAAAUGUAUUGUUUGAGCGCAAAAGGCCCCACCACCCUCUUCGGGCUGAUAUAUAUAUAUUUAUUUGUAGGUAUUUAUAUAUUGAAAUAUAAAAACCUAGAUUUAUGGAGUUUCCUCUAGAUCACGUUAUAUUCUAUACCAAACUAUUUUCUGUUGACCUUUCUUCCCGUUCAUUCAGUAUUUCGGUUGAUUUCAUUUCCUCCCCUUCCAGGAACUGCGAUACCGGUAACCUUGGUAUAUAUUUUUUGAUACUGUACACAUGGAUGUGUUGUUUCUAUGUGCAAAAAAAAAAAAAAAGUUUGUUAAAAGGCUAAACGAGCUCUUUAGAAACUGCUGCUACUAGAAAUGUCUAAACUAUAAGCUUCCAAUUAUUACCUGCUUGAAUGUAAAUAUUAAAUGGAGAUGUUGAAGGUGCA
Molecule: messenger RNA, 2629 nt
Organism: Manis javanica (Malayan pangolin)
Lineage: Eukaryota; Metazoa; Chordata; Mammalia; Pholidota; Manidae
Source: RefSeq, a predicted model, not a curated record